AUAGAAAAUAAUAGAAAAACAAGCUAAGACCCUGAAUGCGUGUAUUGUUUUGGUGAAUUAUUAAGACUUUCUGUGGUUUUAGAUUCUUCUCGCCGUCUGUGCCAGCUUUACUUACAUCUGGGUGUAUAAAAUCAGGAAAAAAAAAAAGAAAAGAAAAGGAGAAAGGAGGAAGGAGGAGGAAGGAAGAGGAGGCUAAUGGAGGGGUCUGUUGCUCGGGCACUCUGGCGAGAGACUAUGGAGGUUUGGGUUGUUGUGGUCUUCCUUUCUGUCUGGAUUCCGGGGUUCGUCAAUGGUGCCACAAAUGAAACUGAUGCUUCUGCUCUUAGAAUUAUGUACAGCAGUCUAAACUCAGCAGCUCAGCUGACGGGUUGGAGCUCAGCUGGUGGUGAUCCAUGUGGGAAUUCUUGGAAAGGCAUUACUUGUUCAGGCCAAGCAGUUACAGAAAUCAAAUUAUCAGGUCUUGGGCUUACUGGAUCAAUGGGAUACCAACUAUCGAGUUUAACUUCAUUAACCACCCUAGACAUAAGCAACAACUUUCUUGGAAACCAGAUACCAUAUCAACUUCCUCCAAAUGUGCAGCAACUAAACCUAGCUGGAAAUUCUUUCAAUGGAGGAAUCCCGUAUUCUAUUUCUCAGAUGACUUCUCUUAAAUACCUAAACAUCAGUCACAAUCAACUUCAGGGCCAACUAAAUGACAUGUUUGGACAGCUUUCUGCCCUCACCACAUUGGAUCUAUCUUUCAAUUCGUUUACCGGAAAUCUUCCUGAGAGCUUUAGCUCUCUUUCAAGUUUGAAUACAAUGUAUUUAGAAAAUAACCAGUUUACAGGUCCUAUUGAUGUCCUUGCAAAUCUUCCCCUUGAUAAUCUGAAUGUUGCAAACAACCAUUUCAAUGGAUGGAUUCCUGAACAGUUGAAAAAUAUAAAGAAUUUGCAAACUCAAGGUAACUCUUGGAACUCAGGCCCUGCACCACCACCUCCACCAUAUACACCUCCACCUGGUGAUCAUACCAACCGAAAUCACAAAUCUGGAAGCAAUAGUAACUCAUCAGAUGGUAGUGGAGAUGGGAAAAAAUCAGGCAUUGGAGCUGGAGGGAUUGCAGGAAUUGUGAUAUCAAUUUUGGUUGUUGGUGCUAUUGUAGCAUUCUUUUUGAUAAAAAAGAGAACUAGAAAAUCCUUCUCAGAUGUGGAAAAACAUGACACGGAUCAGCCUUUUACCCCCCUUGCUUCAAAUGAAAUUCGAGAGAUGAAGUCCAUCCAGGCUCCACCAGCAGUUAGCACCAAGACAUUUGAGACUUCCACACCAAUUAACCUUAAACCACCACCUAUUGAUCGGCACAAAUCAUUUGAUGAUGAUGACUUUUCGAACAAGCCAGUUAUUGUCAAAAAGGGUAAUACAGAUCCGAUAAGUGCCACAGUGUAUUCAGUAGCUGAUCUGCAGAUGGCUACAGGAAGCUUCAGUAUAGAAAACCUUAUUGGUGAAGGGUCUAUUGGACGUGUUUAUCGGGCUCAAUUUGAUGAUGGGAGGGUUCUUGCUGUGAAGAAGAUAGAUUCGUCUGUGCUUCCCAACCAAUCUUCUGAAGAUUUCAUUGAAGUUGUUUCGAACAUCUCUCGGCUGCACCACCCAAAUGUGACUGAGCUGGUGGGUUAUUGUUCUGAGCAUGGGCAACACCUCCUAGUGUAUGAGUUUCAUAGGAAUGGUUCGCUGCAUGACUUCCUGCACCUCUCAGAUGAAUACAGCAAGCCAUUGACUUGGAACACUCGUGUUAAAAUUGCUCUUGGAGCUGCACGAGCAUUAGAGUAUUUGCAUGAAGUUUGCUCGCCAUCCAUUGUUCUUAAGAAUUUCAAGUCAGUGAAUAUUUUACUGGACAUAGAGCUGAAUCCUCAUCUUUCAGACUGUGGCUUGGCAAGCUUCAUCAAUGCAGAUCAGGCACUGAACCAUAAUGCGGGGUCUGGAUACGAUGCUCCUGAGGUUGCCAUGUCUGGCCAGUAUACUCUUAAGAGUGAUGUGUACAGCUUUGGAGUGGUUAUGUUGGAGCUUCUUACUGGUCGGAAACCAUUUGACAGCUCAAGGCAGAGAUCUGAGCAAUCUUUGGUUCGAUGGGCAACACCUCAGCUCCAUGACAUUGAUGCUUUGGAUAAAAUGGUUGACCCAGCACUUAAAGGACUGUACCCUGCCAAAUCUCUUUCUCGGUUUGCUGACAUCAUAGCACUGUGUGUCCAGCCGGAACCAGAAUUCCGACCACCUAUGUCUGAAGUCGUGCAAGCAUUGGUUCGGCUAGUGCAGCGAGCAAACAUGAGCAAGAGAACAACUGGAGAUGAACAAGGAGGAUCUCGACGAGCAGAUGAACCAGACGUACAGGAUUACACGUUUUAAGUUGCACACAGUCCGAUCCUUGGCGAGUGCUGUGUUUUGGUUGCUUUGAUUACAGAAUGAAAAGGGGACUUAUUGUCUUCAACUGGGAAGGGUAGCGAUGGAAGUUAUUAUUUUUCCUUGCAAGAGUGUCCAAAACAAAGCAAGUUUCCAUGGAUGUUUUUUUUCUUUUUUGUAAUUAAGCAUCUAUAUUUUUGUAUCUUCUAUUAAUUAGAUUCCCUACAAUCCUUUUUAUAAUCACCAACAGGAAAAUGCUGGACCAUUUCUAGAUUUGUGUCUCA
Molecule: messenger RNA, 2651 nt
Organism: Nelumbo nucifera (sacred lotus)
Lineage: Eukaryota; Viridiplantae; Streptophyta; Magnoliopsida; Proteales; Nelumbonaceae
Gene: SRF6
Product: STRUBBELIG-receptor family 6
Biological process (GO): protein phosphorylation
Molecular function (GO): protein binding; protein kinase activity; ATP binding
Source: RefSeq, a predicted model, not a curated record